Molecule: messenger RNA, 2640 nt
Organism: Nannizzia gypsea CBS 118893
Lineage: Eukaryota; Fungi; Ascomycota; Eurotiomycetes; Onygenales; Arthrodermataceae
Product: OefA protein
Exons: 5
Coding region: 1-2640 (879 amino acids)
Biological process (GO): positive regulation of transcription by RNA polymerase II
Cellular component (GO): nucleus
Molecular function (GO): protein binding
Source: RefSeq, a predicted model, not a curated record
AUGAACCAGAUGAACAUGCAAGGCAUGAACCCCAGCGUCGCCAUGCCCGGUAACGCCGUCCCCGUCGGCGUCCCGGGCGUGGGCGUUCCUGGGGGAGGUAUGCCCAUGGGAGGAAUUCCCAUGAUAAAUAGCGCAUCAGGCUCCGCCCCUCGAAGUGAGCCGAAUCAGAAUUUACAGGAUACCAUGGCCACCCAGCUCAACACCUAUAUAUACGAUUACUUCCUGAAACGCGGAUACCAUGACUGUGCGCGUGCGCUUGUACAGGACGAGAGCGUCACUCUAAACACUACCAUUGCGCCUCACAAAGGCACACCACACCGCAGAGAUGGAGAAGUCAACGGAGUUGACUCUGAGGAAGGUAAAGAGGAUAUGAAGUCGCGCAUCCCCGACGAUUUGCCAAGACCAAACUUGGGUGAUUCGCAACAAACUAGUUUCUUAUUCGAUUGGUUCAAUAUCUUCUGGGACGUCUUCUCCGCUCAGAGGAAGAAACCAAGAAGCAAUGAUGCCAUGCAGUAUUUACAGCAUACCCAGAACAUGCUGCGACUACGGGACCAGCAACAAAACCAACUCAUGCGACAGGGACAGCUAAUGCCUAAUCAGUUUGCUGCUAUGCGCGGAGUACGUGGUAACAUGGUACCGGCAAAUCUCCAGAAAUCUGUUCUCCAGAAUCCGCAAAAUAUGACUCCACAACAAAUCGCUCAAAUACGCAACCAGCAGAUGAUGCACCACCAGAUGCAACGGGAACACUCUGACAUGGAGAUGAAUGGCCAUCGCCCCCAAUCCCCUUCUUCUGUGGAAAACGCCCCAUCUCCCUCUAAGCGCCAGCGCAUCGACGGCCCCCAAGUUAACGGUGCGCAAAUGACCCCCAACGGCCGCACACAGCCCCAGGGUAUGCCGGGCCAGCAGAACCAGCAACAGGCCAACUCUCUUCUGAUGCAACACGGCAUCAACCCACGAAACCUCACUCCGGCACAACUUCAGUCCUUCCAGGCCCAGAACCCAGCUGUCCAAGCAAAGUCGAUUCAGGUCUAUAAUCAAAAUCUAAUUCACCACACUCGCUCCGCAAUGAAUAACCAGGGAAUCCCUAAUGGUCUAAUCAACCCGGGAGUCAUGCCCAACCAACCAGAUAUGAUGCAGCCUAUGCAUGACAGCCAAGGGAUGAUACCACAAGAAUACUAUAGCAACGGCCAGAUGGCUGCUCAGAUGCGGCAAGGCGGUAUGCAAACCCCCGGAGCGCAAAACGGCAACCAUGCCCUCCAAGACUAUCAAAUGCAACUCAUGUUGCUUGAGCAGCAGAACAAGAAACGUCUUUUGAUCGCUCGCCAGGAGCAAGACAGCAUGGCUCGUGAUGGCCAACCACCACCAGGUCCGGCCCAACCUGGCCAGCCAGGCGCUGCACAACAGCAACAAGCAGCCCAAGGAAUGCACAACAGCCUCCCUCCUGGAACGUCUCCACAGGGCAGUCGUGCCGGUGCUUCACCGAACCCUAGCGAGCAGAUGAAGCGCGGAACACCAAAGAUGCCCCAGACCGGUCUUCCCGGCUCUCCCAACGUUGGUGAUGCUAUGCAAGGUCGCGGUUCGCCAGCAUCCAUGAACUUUGGUAAUCAAAUCCCCCAGGAUAUGGGUGGCGCAGCAUUCUUCAACACAAUGAAGAAUAUGCAGGAAGCUGGUGGUGUUGUCGGACCUAACGGCAUGCGCCCACCUAGCUCUAAUCCAGCCUACUCUGGCGCGCAAAUGACGCAGCCUAUGGAUGCAAUGGCGCGCCAGCAACAGGCUCAAGCCCAGGCCCAAGCUCAAGCUGGGGCUCGCAUGCCAAGUGGUAAUUGGCAACAACCACAGCCUCCUCAGGGUCAACCAAUGAUUCCACCACAGCAACAGCAACAACAGCAACAGCAGCAAACGCAGCAGCAGCAAGGCCAGCCCGGGCAGCCUGUCGGAACUCCACAAGAGCGAAAUGCUAUGCCUCCGCCACAAGCACCACCGGUGGCUACGGCUCCAAAUAAUGGACGACAGUCACCGCAGCCUGGUAGCGCAGCUCCCCCAACACCCCAGCAGAGCUCGAAGCCAGCACCAAAGAAGAAGGAUACGAAGGAUAACAAUCGAAAGCGCCCCGCUAAGCGCGUUCCAACCACCAAUGCGGCUUCAACGGCUGCCCCAGCUUCGGAGUCUGAACCUCCGCCAACUCCAACUCCUUCUACCCCUAUCACUCCUGUCCAUCCAAACUCGUUCAACAAGAAUGCUCCUGCAAACAAUGCUCAACCUACGUCUGCACCUGCGGCACAACCCCAAGCUGUGGGUCAGCCGCCGCCACCCCCGCAACCACCACAGCAGCAGCAACAGCAGCAACCUCAACAGCAACAGCAGCAAAUGCUGUCUAUGCAACCGGCCCAAGGUCAACCGCCUGCUGCACAGCCAGGACAGGCACAGGGACAAGUAGACCCGUCACAGCCAUUCGGAGACAUGGGCUUAACAGACAACCAAAGCUUCAACCUGGAUUUCAGUUCUCUCGACAACCCAGAUAUUCUCGAAAACUUCGACUUCGAUACUUUCCUCAACACAGACGACCAAUCGGCAUUCAACUUCGAUCCUAACACACCAUACCUUGAUGGUGUCGAGGCUGGUACAGGAGAGAGGAUGUAA